Exophiala aquamarina CBS 119918 is the source of this 1089-nucleotide messenger RNA. RefSeq lists its product as uncharacterized. The coding region runs from base 1 to 1089 and encodes 362 amino acids. Gene Ontology annotation, biological process: peptidyl-glutamate ADP-deribosylation. The record is from RefSeq and is a predicted model, not a curated record. NCBI's taxonomy places the organism in Eukaryota, Fungi, Ascomycota, Eurotiomycetes, Chaetothyriales, Herpotrichiellaceae. The transcript has 4 exons.
AUGACCUCACUCCCAUAUCAUCAUUCACCUCUUACAACACCCAAACGAGAGAUCACAAGGUCUUCAGCUGGACAUCUAGCCCCAUACCUCCGCGUUCUCGGUUUAAGUGGCGACGAAUAUCUGGACGAGGUGGACGACAAGUAUUUCGAACUCGUUUCCACUUGGGGCGGUCCAAAACAUCCAGGUAGUCAGAAAUUCGCCCGAAUGCAACUGGAUGCGAUUGACGAGGCAUACCAAGCUAUUCUCCCAAGAUUAAUGGAUGCUUUUGCAAGCAGUGACGCCGCUCACAGAUAUUCAAUGAAGAACCUUGAAACUGCUCACGAUCGCAUUCAGGCCUCCAGCCAGGACGACAAUUCCUUUUGGAUUCAUGCAGAUGUACCCCCAAGAGACUCUCCUCCCCACCGACUGUCACCAGAUCAUGAGACAUCUGACAACCAAAGAAAUGAUAUACCAAGUGAUUAUCCAACUUUCCAUGUCAAUGAGAUCCGCGGCGACCUCCUUGAUGCUCCAGAUGGAGCGACCAUUAUCCAUGCAGUUAACUGCCAAGGCUUAUGGGGUUUUGGAGUCGCAAAACAACUGAAAACUGAGUUCCCGGGCGCAUUCAAAGCAUAUCAGUCUUACUGCGAGACGGCGAAGAGGCCCAGGCACCUAGCUGGAAAAUGCCUCCUGAUUCCGCCUCAAAUUGAGGACUAUCAGGAUGACGAAACGCUGGAAAAGAAGGCGUCGAAUGGAAAGCCAGACCCACGCACUUACCGCAAACAACCCUGUAAGCAACGACGAUGGAUCGCUUGUUUGUUGACCAGCGUUGGUUACGGGACAAAGAACAUGCGAUUCAAUAAUCCUGGCAGAGACUCACCAGAGAGGAUAUUGCGACAGACGCAAAUGGCGCUUGAAUCACUUCGAACUCAGCUCGAGGACUAUACGCGAUGCGACCUUGGAGAGCAUGACGAGUAUGCGGUCCCUGGUGACCUGUGGACUUGCAAAUUCAACAGCGGUGCUUUCGGUGUCGAUUGGGAAGAGACCCUGGAAAUCGUUGAGUCCGAGUUCGAAGGCUUCGACCAACCUUUGACGGUUGUAGCGAGGGCUUGA